This is a messenger RNA of Phascolarctos cinereus (koala), 1104 nucleotides long. It is a transcript of the gene ALKBH6, whose product is annotated as alkB homolog 6, nucleotide demethylase. Gene Ontology annotation, cellular component: nucleus. NCBI's taxonomy places the organism in Eukaryota, Metazoa, Chordata, Mammalia, Diprotodontia, Phascolarctidae. The record is from RefSeq and is a predicted model, not a curated record.
CAUGUGUCUGUCUCAGAGUCCGGAAGUCGCGAAGGCCGUGUUCGAGACCAUUGAGAGAACAACGCGAGGGGUGAAAAUAGAAUCGAGACAGAAGACCGAACCAAUCCGGGCCGCUGGCCGGCUGAGGCAGCAAUGGACGAGUUGGAUGCGGUGAUACCUUCCCUGGAGCCCUUCAGGGUAGAGCAGGUUCCACCCAUCAUCUACUAUGUCCCAGAUUUCAUCUCUGAGCAAGAAGAGACCCAGCUGCUCCGACAGGUGUAUGAGGCUCCAAAGCCCAAAUGGACACAGCUUUCUGGGCGGAAAUUACAGAACUGGGGUGGGCUCCCCCACCCAAAGGGGAUGGUCCCUGAGCAGCUGCCUCGGUGGCUUCAGCACUGGGUGGAUACUGUCUCUAGUCUCGGCCUCUUCGGGGGUGCCCAAGCUAAUCAUGUGCUGGUGAAUGAGUACCGGCCAGGAGAGGGCAUCAUGCCACUGUACUCACAGAGAGGGCAUCAUGGGAAGUCAGAGCCCCUGAAUACACAGCCCCAUGAGGAUGGCCCUCUGUACUACCCGACGGUCAGCACCAUCAGCCUGGGCUCCCACACCAUCCUGGAUAUGUACCUGCCCCGAGGGCCUGAGUUGGAGAAGGACCUGCGUGAGGAGCAGCCCCAGCCUCUCCCCAAGUUCUCGCUGCUAGUGGAGCCUCGAAGCCUCCUGGUCCUCCGAGGUGAAGCUUACACUCACCUUCUCCAUGGCAUCCGCCCCACGCUGAUAGACUCUCUGACUGAGACCCCUGUGGCCAAUGCUGCUGCCUGCCCCUCAGCCCAGCCUGACGCCCUGCUGCCCCGGGGCACACGCAUCUCCCUCACUAUUCGAAGGGUCCCUCGAGUGCUCCGGACCAGCCUCUUGCUGAGCAAGAAAUCCCUAAGCACCAAGUGAACCCAGGGAUCUCCCGGCACCAAGAAGCCAGCUCAUCAUACAACUUUUCCUGUCUGCCUCAAGACUCCUGGCUCUGAGUCAGCAGAAAGAAUUUAGGGAGAAAACAGCCCCAUCCCAGUCACUGGGGAGAUGAUUCUGCCUGCCAAGUUCCCAUCCUGGUUCAGGAAUAAACUACAAUUACCUCGA